AUGCCUCAUCACCGUCAUCGACACCGCCAUCACCACCACCAAACCGUAGAGCCGCAGCGGCAACCCCCAGCCCGCGCGGCAGAACAAAGCGAGCCUGACCCGCAAACCGUCAUGGCCAUCACCAGGCGAUACCUCCCCAUCUUCCUCGCCGCCUUCGCGCUGAACUGCAUCAUGGUCCUGACCGAGUACCGCAGGCCGGGGCUGCUCACGUCCGUCGGGCCGCUGCGCAGCACGCCCCGGCACGAAUGGGCCGUCUACACGCUCGCCCUGCUGCCGUUUUGGCUGUGGAGCGCCAUCGUCUGCAUCAUGGUCAACGGCAUCCUGACCAACCCCGAGUCGCCCCGGUCCAUGGCGAGCGGUGUGGCGGUCUGCACCAUCAAGGUGCUCUACCUGGUGUACAACAUUGUGCCCGUCUAUCUCCUGCUGAGCCGGUACAUGCCUGCCGAGAAUCGGAGCGUGUUUAGGGAUGCUUCGGUCUUGGUGUGCCACAAUUUCAUGGGGAGUGCUAUGCUGACUUGCACUGCUCCGUGGAAACUAGCCGCCGUCAGCGACUGGAUCUGGUGA
Pyricularia oryzae 70-15 is the source of this 564-nucleotide messenger RNA. RefSeq lists its product as uncharacterized. NCBI's taxonomy places the organism in Eukaryota, Fungi, Ascomycota, Sordariomycetes, Magnaporthales, Pyriculariaceae. The transcript has a single exon. The coding region runs from base 1 to 564 and encodes 187 amino acids. The record is from RefSeq and is a predicted model, not a curated record.